This is a messenger RNA of Ramularia collo-cygni, 507 nucleotides long. RefSeq lists its product as uncharacterized. The record is from RefSeq and is a predicted model, not a curated record. The transcript has 3 exons. The coding region runs from base 1 to 507 and encodes 168 amino acids. Lineage: Eukaryota; Fungi; Ascomycota; Dothideomycetes; Mycosphaerellales; Mycosphaerellaceae.
AUGCUCACAAGCCUCAUUUGCUCAUUUGCUAACAGUUCUACGGUGUCUACCCGCGACCGAGCCAUCACGGCCGUUCCGCUCCUUGGAGGCCAAAUGCUCCAAUUGCCGCCACACUACAAAGACGGUUCUAGCCCAUUGAUUAGCUUCUUGGGAGCUUCUCAUGGCCGUGACGGCACCUGCAUGAAACGUCAAACUACAGAUCGGACGCCCGAUGAGCCGCGCUAUUUGGACAUGACUGCGUCGUGGUGGUCACUGGUAUCCCGAAAACCCAAGAGCGAGUCAUGUGGGAGCCCACGACACYGUACACGCGGGAAGUCGAUUCCUGAUUGGUCGAUGCUGCUAUACCAUCCGUCACCGAGCGUUGAUCAGUGUGAUCAGAGAAGGCAGCGAAGACUUGAACAAAGGCUUCAUGACAGCUGGAUCCGGGCUUUGUCGAGAAAUUCCAUUCGAUGCAAGCAAACGAGAAUCUUGCUUUCCAUGUGUGGAAUUCAGCCAGCGCGUCGCUGA